Messenger RNA from Rhagoletis pomonella (apple maggot), 1801 nucleotides. RefSeq names its product transmembrane protein 87A-like. The coding region runs from base 189 to 1652 and encodes 487 amino acids. The record is from RefSeq and is a predicted model, not a curated record. Gene Ontology annotation, cellular component: Golgi apparatus; membrane. The transcript is spliced from 9 exons. Lineage: Eukaryota; Metazoa; Arthropoda; Insecta; Diptera; Tephritidae. Gene Ontology annotation, biological process: retrograde transport, endosome to Golgi.
UGUUAUGUUUUUAUCAUGGUUCAUCCUAUUUGCUGAGUCUGCUUGUUGACGUCGAUUUUCCGAGAAAAUUUGCUGAUUACCAGAACAAAUUGCAAUUAAAAAAGAAAAUAUUCAGUUAUUAUUACUUUCUAUACAGUGUGUUUGGAAAACUUGCAGCUCAAGUAGCGCUGGUGAAAAUAAAUAACGUAAUGUUGGGGAGAAAAUUGCUGUUGGUGUUGAAGGCGGUGCUGUUGGUAUCAGUGCUUGCACCAGCGACGCAGGCAAAAUCUGAUCCUGGUAAAACUACUAAAACCCUAACGCCGAACGCUAAUGUGGCAAGAGAACAACGGCCGCUGUUAGCUAGUUCGAAAAUUAAAGUGCAUAUUGAGUGCGACACUCAUGAGCAGCUGGAUGUUGUUGUUACUUGGACGCUCUUUGAGCGCCAAUGCUGGUAUGACAAGCGCUUGCCCGAAAGUCUAUACAAUGCUUAUGAACAGCAAUUACUUUUGCAAAACAAAUCUGAUUCCGGUUUCAUUGCCAUGGAUACGAAAAACUCCAUUUGUCCAAUGCACCCAAUUUUGCUACCCGAAAGGCCAUGGCCUGUAAGCGAUGCAAAUGUUGCAGCAGCGUCAGGAGUAGCGGAAGACGCUGCAAAGUCAUCAGGCACGGCAGCAGCACAGACGUCGGGCAAGACGCAGACGAAUACACUCAAACACCCAACAGUACCAUAUGCAAAAACCAUCAUCACCAUUGGCCGAGAUGGCAUCUACGAUUUGACAUUGAAAAUUGAAGCAAUCAAAGCAACUGACUCCUCAGAUUAUAGCGCGCUUGUGCAAGUUGAUAUUGUUGGUCCCGAUGGCGGUUACCUCUCAGCCAUUGAUCAUCCAUUGUUGGCGUUCUAUGGUAUCAUGUGCGUGGUCUAUGUUAUUUUCGGCAUUAUCUGGCUCUUUGUAUCGUUUACGCAAUGGCGCGAUCUCUUGCGUAUACAAUUUUGGAUUGGUGGCGUCAUACUGCUCGGCAUGUUAGAGAAGGCGUUCUUCUAUGCGCAAUACUAUAGCUUAAAUACCACAGGUGUACCUGUGCAGGGCGCCGAAUUGGUAGCAGAAUUUGUUUCUUGUGCCAAACGUACUUUGGCUCGUAUGCUUGUGAUUAUCAUGAGUCUGGGUUUCGGUAUUGUCAAACCACGCUUGGGCCCAAUGCUACAUCGCGUUGUCGGUGUUGGCGCGCUUUAUUUUGUGCUGGCCUGUGUUGAAAGCUAUUUGCGCGUGACGAGCACAAAAACUGAUGAGCAGCUGGUGGCUGCCAUACCGUUGGCUGUGCUGGACACAGGCAUAUGCUGGUGGAUAUUCACUUCGCUGGUACAGACUACCAGAACGUUGCGCUUGAGAAGAAAUAUGGUUAAACUCUCGCUGUAUAGACACUUCACAAACACACUGAUAUUCGCUGUGAUUGCAUCAGUGAUGUUUAUGUUGUAUGCCUUGCAUGUCCGCAAGACACAGAACUGUACACCGAUAUGGCGCAAUAUUUGGAUAGAUACUGCCUUCUGGCAUGUGCUCUUCUCGGUGUUAUUGCUGGUGAUUAUGAUUUUGUGGCGUCCAACAAAUAAUAAUCAACGUUAUGCAUUUACACCGUUACUUGAUGCGCCAGAAGAUGAGGAUGACGAUGGUAAGUGAAUAGUGUGGUACAUUUUAGAUUAAUUGAAGUGGAGUUGUUCUCAUAAGAAUAGUCGAAAUAAAUAUGCUUUUAGCUAUCGACUGAACAUAAAAUAUUGAAAGAGAUCAACUAGUGAAGUUAGUCGCACAAAAAAGCAAAAAUUAUGAGA